Messenger RNA from Thermothielavioides terrestris NRRL 8126, 1386 nucleotides. RefSeq lists its product as uncharacterized. Gene Ontology annotation, biological process: RNA processing. Bases 208 to 1386 code for a protein of 392 amino acids. The record is from RefSeq and is a predicted model, not a curated record. The transcript has 3 exons. Gene Ontology annotation, cellular component: nucleus. Lineage: Eukaryota; Fungi; Ascomycota; Sordariomycetes; Sordariales; Chaetomiaceae. Gene Ontology annotation, molecular function: mRNA binding.
CACUUUCUUCCAGUCGCAAACUUUUGCUUUGGCUCAGGCCUCCUGACGACUACUCCUCGCUGCUGCCUAUCAACUAGCUGUCUUGUCGAGGACUUCUUGCGGCCUUGCUCUUUGGUCCGUCGUUUGUUUGGCCGAUCCUCUCAAAUUGCAUUCCCUUCCACCGCGCCGCGCUCUGCUCUGGCGCCUCGCCCCUCGUCGCCGAACGAUAUGAGCGACGCUGUCGUGAAGGACCAGCCCGAGGUGGCCGCCGAGGCCACUGAGGUGCAGGCUGCCCAGGAUGCAACCCCUGCUGUCGAGAACACCGACGAGACCGCCGACAAGCAGACGGAUGCUGCCGCCGAGGGCCAGAACGGUGCCGUCAAGGCCCCCGAAAACAUGCUGAAGACGACCGCCAAGCCCGACCCUAAGGACCACAGGAGAAAUCGCAAAUACGAUCCGACCACCCAGCCGGUGACGGACGAUCCUGUCAAGAUCCGCAACCAGGUCGAGUUCUACUUCAGCGACAGCAACCUGCCGACCGACAAGUUCAUGUGGGAGAGCACGGGGGGCGAGGAGAACAAGCCGAUGCCGCUCAAGACCAUCUGCAGCUUCAAGCGGAUGCGCCAGUUCCAGCCCUACAGCGCCGUCGUGGCCGCCCUGCGCGAGAGCACCUUCCUCGAAAUCUCGGGCGAGGAGGGCCAGGAGGUCGUGCGACGCAAGAAGGCGUACGUGUCGUCGACCGAGGCGCAGCGCGCCCGCAUGAACGCCUCCAUCUACGCCAAGGGCUUCGGCGACGAGGAGCCGUCGACCCAGUUCGACAUCGAGGCCUUCUUCGCCAAGCACGGCCACGUCAAGCUCGUCAAGCUGCGCCGGACCAACGAGGACCUCUUCAAGGGCUCCGUCUUCGUCGAGUUCGCCACCGCCGAGGAGGCCGACGCCUUCGUCAAGCUCGACCCCAAGCCGACCUGGAAGGGCCACGAGCUGCUGGUCAUGAAGAAGAAGGACUACCUGGAGAUGAAGAACCAGCAGAUCAAGGAGGGCAAGAUCGAGCCCAACAGCAGCCGACGCGUCGGCUUUUUCGAGGGCAAGACGCGCGGCGGCGCGCGCGGCGGGCGCGGCCACGGCCAGGGUCGCGACGACAAGGGCCAGAACGGCAAGGCAGGGCGUGACGAGAACCAGAAGAACGGCUCCAAGGGCGGGCGUGGCCGGGGUAGGGGCAGGGGCGGUCGUGGUGGCCGCGGCGGUCGCGGCGGGCGCGACAACCGCGGCCGCGACGAGAAGAAGAGCGAGGAGACCCGGCAGAACACCAACGAGUAUCGGGCUCGCGAGGACGACGGCGCCGGCGCCGGCGCGCCCCCGGCGAAGAAGGUCGAUACCAAGGCAGACGCUGUCGCGGCGGCGCAAUAA